AUUUAUUAAAUUUCAGUGUGUGCUAGUCAAUAUUUGUGAAACAAAUGUUUGUCAACAGUUCGUAUUAGUUAUUUAUUAAAUUCAAAUUUGUUGUAAUGGCGGCGCGUCGUAGUUUGACGGAGGAUGAAAUUUUAGAGCAAGCGGGCUUGACCAAACCGAAUGAGGACACCACCAGCAGCGACUCCAAUCGCAGCUUGGACAAAUAUCGCAAUGUGGAAACAACGGAGUCGAAGCCCAGCACCGCAUUGGAAAUCAUAUUUCUUAUAUUGACGUACAUAUUUCUGUUUAUCACAUUUCCGCUAUCGAUUUGGGGCUGCUUUGCUAUAAUGCAGGAAUAUCAGCGCGCUGUGGUGCUGCGCUUUGGCCGCCUGCGUCCUGGCGGGCCACGUGGCCCUGGCAUACUGUUUUUUCUGCCCUGCGUUGACAACUAUGUGCGUGUGGAUUUGCGCACCACAAGCGUCGAUGUGCCGCCGCAGGAUAUACUAACCAGAGACUCGGUGACAGUAACAGUCGAUGCUGUGGUUUAUUAUCGUGUGAGUAAUCCGCUGGAUGCAGUGCUGCAGGUGCAGGAUCCACGCACCUGCUGCCAGCUGCUGGCCAUGACCACACUGCGUAAUAUAACAGGCACCUAUAUGCUCAUCGAGCUGGUGCAGUCCAAGAAAUCGCUGUCCAAGCACAUUAAGCAAAGUUUGGACAACACGCGCGCCACCGAUCCCUGGGGAUUGCGCAUUGAACGCGUGGAAAUCACGGACAUAUUUAUGCCCGAGUCACUGCAGCGUUCCAUGGCCAUAGAGCAGGAGGCGCGUCGCGAGGCGCUGGCCAAAGUUGCAGCCGCCAAUGGCGAACGCGAUGCAGUCAAAGCGCUGAAAGAAGCUGCCGACAUUAUGGCCAGCAAUCCAAUUGCGUUUCAGCUGCGUUUUUUGCAAACUUUGAAUACCAUAAGCAAUGAAGAAACAGAUAUUUAUGUAUUCCCGCUGCCCAUAGAUGUAGUCUCCAAAUUAAUCAAAUAGUUGCUGCAAUUAAAUCUCUAAGUGGCGCCUCCAAGUGGCAGCAUUUUAUCAUUCUAAUGGCAUUUUAAUUAUGCAUUAAAUGUCAUACGCGAAAAGCACUUAAGACCAAAUUUAUUC
Drosophila busckii is the source of this 1127-nucleotide messenger RNA. RefSeq names its product band 7 protein AGAP004871. The transcript has 4 exons. The coding region runs from base 96 to 1010 and encodes 304 amino acids. The record is from RefSeq and is a predicted model, not a curated record. Gene Ontology annotation, cellular component: plasma membrane. NCBI's taxonomy places the organism in Eukaryota, Metazoa, Arthropoda, Insecta, Diptera, Drosophilidae.